AUGUGUGAAAACGGAAGCUUUAACAGACAGACUUUUGGGCAAUUUCAGCUAGAAAAAGAUUCCAUGAUGAGGAUUAAUCAGUAUUAUAUUGCACAAGUAAGCCAAAUGGAAAUAAAAAUUAGUGAGCUAAAGGCACAUUUGCAAGCAAAAGAUUCAGAAAUAAAAUAUUUAAGUGAAAAAGUUCAAGAAUAUGAAAAUAAUAAACAGGAAAAAAAUAAAACCACAGUAGGCGAAGCUUCAAUAGAUUAUGAAGAACAACUUUUAACAAUUUCUGAAGAAAAUGCAAGCUUGAGAAACACUUUGAUUUAUUCUGAAGAUGUUUUGAGCUUGAAAAUCCAAUUAGAUCAUGCUUUAAGGAUGAAAGAUGCAUUUGAAGAAAAAUAUAGAGAUUUAUUGGAAAAAAGUUUAUCAAAUAAAAUAGACUCUAAAUUCGAUCAAGAAAAUGAAGGCUUGAAAGCUGAAAUUAUAAGCUUAACAAAUGAAAAUUCGCAGAUUUUAAUAAACCUUGAGCAUGAGAAAAAAAAUAAUUUGGAGAGGUCUAUUGAAAUUGCUGAUCUUAAAGAAAAGCUAAGCUCAAAAAGCGAAUAUAUAAAACAAUUGGAAAUGAAGAUUGAAACCUCAGAUAAAAGUACAGUGUUAGAGCUUAAAUUUUCAGAUGAAAAUUAUGAUGAUAAAGCGUCUGCAGUCUCACAGCUUAUAUCAUCGCCUCGGCGAGAACAAAAAAUCUUGCCAGUAUCCCCUACAAAUCAGCCUAACUCCCCUCCCAUCCUUGAUCGAACGAUUCACUGUAAAAAUUCCUAAAAUGGGAAAAUUAACCCCACCUUGAUCGAACGAUUUUCAUAUCAUGCAAAAUUUUUAUUUAUAUAUAAAUAUAUUAGUUAUCAAAAGCUUGGGAAGAUGUGCCGAAUGAAGUUGCUUUCAGAGACUUUGAGACGACAGAAAGCUACGAAAUCAACCAUCCGAAGUGCUUUAGUCAUCAACCUGGGCUUAAAAACUCAAUAAUCUAAUAAAAUAGAGAUUCUUCAAAAUUUUAAAUUUUUAAUUUAAUAAGGAACAAAUUAAAAUUUAUACAGUUUAAAGGAGUAACUAAUAAAUCAAAAUAUUAAAAAUUGGUAUUUUUUUAUGAAAUUAAUUCAAUUUUUUGCUGUAAAAAUAAUUAUAAAAUAUUCUUAACCCUCUUAUUUAAAAGUAUGUAAAAAUAUAUUUUUUAUUUUAUAUAUAAAAUUUUUUUCCUAAAAAGUUUUUUUUAACCCCAUCCUUGAUCGAACGAUGGCGAGCCGUUCGAUCAAGGAUAGGAGAGUAAGUUACUGUUCUUUGAAGAAUUAGACAAAUCAAUCCAAGCUAUUCCAAGCUGCCAGUCGACCAAAAAUUCCUUUAUUUCUACUAAUUUGAGACUAUCUGAGUGUAUGAAUACAUCAUUUACAUCAAAUGAAAAUAAGCUGACAUUUUUAUUAGAGAAAAGCACUCAAAGAUCAAGAAGCAUCCAACCAGUCCCAAAGCUUAAUGUUUCAACUGAAAGAAUUCAUUCAAUUUUAAGUCCUAAAAACUCAAUGGAAUCUACAACAAAAAGAUUGCGCAAGACAAAUGAAAAAAUAGUUAUCACAGCUCCACCAGUGGCUGAGUUUUGCCCUAACUUUUUAAGAAACAAAAAGCUAUAACUCUUUUAAUUAAAUACCCUAUUUUUGUCUGUAGGUAAAAGAAUUAUAUAAUUAAAAUGUGAUGGAAAAUUUAAGCAAGAAAGUAAUAGAUAAAAGUGGAAAAAAAGAAAAUACCCCUCUAAGGCAAAAGGAUUUAUCCAAAAGCUUUAUUUCCAAAUCUCCAUUCUUAGAAAAUAUGAUGUAA
Blepharisma stoltei is the source of this 1842-nucleotide messenger RNA. The record is from the annotation of a GenBank genome assembly. NCBI's taxonomy places the organism in Eukaryota, Ciliophora, Heterotrichea, Heterotrichida, Blepharismidae.